AUCUUGGUCGGAUGGUGAUCUUCUCGAUGUCUGUGCUAGGUUAACGUCUGAUUAAAAAUUACUAUCUGCUGGUUAGAGAUUCUUGUUGGUUCUUUUAAUGUCUGAGGUGGGAAAAGUCUUGGUUAGUGACAGUUCAAGCGAGACUAAAAAAGCACCUGAUGUUGUUGUUGCUUCCCCUGAUAAAAUGGAGGCUACACCAGUGGCUACUAAAACUGAGCAAUGUUCAGCCGAGAUUCCGGAAUCUACGGACAGCGAGAAGCUACUACAGCUUGUUCCAGCUUCAGCGUCUGAAGAAGCAGCUGUUGCUUCGGAGAAAGCACCAAAGAUUCCGGAAAGUGGUACUGUCUUAACCUUGCAGUCUGGUUCGGAAGGGAGCAGUAGCCCGUUUAUCCGGGAGAAAGUUAUGGAAGAUGGAUACAACUGGAGGAAGUAUGGACAGAAACUUGUUAAAGGGAAUGAGUUUGUGAGGAGCUAUUACAGGUGCACCCACCCUAACUGCAAAGCCAAGAAGCAACUGGAACGGUCUCCGGGUGGACAGAUUGUGGAUACUGUUUACUUUGGUGAGCAUGAUCAUCCUAAGCCUCUUGGUGGUGCUGCUGCUGUUCCUAUGAAUCAAGAUAGACGAAGUGAUGUCUUGACGGCUGUGAGUAAAGAGAAAUCAUCUGGAUCUAGUAGUGUUCAGACACAUCAACCACCAAAGGUCCAUGGAGGAGGAUUACAUCUUUCUGUUGUUCCUUUGGCCGAUGAUGUGAAAACUGAUGUUUCACCAUCAAGUAGGAUAAAGAGCGACAUAACUCACAAGGAUAACAUUAGUCCUGCCUCAAAGCGAAGGAAGAAAGGAGGGAGCAUAGAGCAGAUUCCAAUGGAGAGGCCAAACAGUGAAUCACGCAACGUGGUUCACACUCAGACACUGUUUGAUAUUGUGAACGAUGGCUACAGGUGGCGUAAAUAUGGUCAGAAGUCUGUGAAAGGCAGUCCAUAUCCAAGGAGCUACUAUAGAUGUUCAAGUUCUGGAUGCCCAGUCAAGAAACACGUGGAGAGGUCAUCUCGUGACACGAAGAUGCUUAUAAUGACGUACGAGGGAAACCACGACCACGAUAUGCCACCAGGAAGGAUUGUCACUCAUAACAACACGCUGGACUCUGAAGUCGAUGACAAAGAACUGAGUGCUAAAGACACUGAAGUCAACAAAACUCCACAGAGCUCAGCUGUCAUUACAAAAGAAGAACAUCACUCGAAAAAGAAAGCUAAGAGUAAUGGCCAUGAGAAAAGUCUUGAUCAAGGUCCAGUCUUGGAUGCGAAACCUACGGAGGAAAUAAAAGAUGAAGCUGCCAAAACAAAGUCAGAUUAUAAAACUAUGGAGAGUGAGGAGGAACAGAAACCAAAAGCAGAGUCUGGUCAAAGCUAAGGGCAUAUGUAUCGGUGUUAAAAUGAUAUACAGAUGCUUAACAUAGAGAUUAGUACAGGCAUACAGUUUGGUGUUUCAGGUGGGA
Molecule: messenger RNA, 1493 nt
Organism: Brassica napus (rape)
Lineage: Eukaryota; Viridiplantae; Streptophyta; Magnoliopsida; Brassicales; Brassicaceae
Product: WRKY transcription factor 1-like
Biological process (GO): regulation of DNA-templated transcription
Molecular function (GO): DNA-binding transcription factor activity; sequence-specific DNA binding
Source: RefSeq, marked provisional